Molecule: messenger RNA, 2874 nt
Organism: Aspergillus ochraceoroseus IBT 24754
Lineage: Eukaryota; Fungi; Ascomycota; Eurotiomycetes; Eurotiales; Aspergillaceae
Exons: 1
Coding region: 1-2874 (957 amino acids)
Biological process (GO): aspartyl-tRNA aminoacylation
Cellular component (GO): cytosol; cytoplasm; aminoacyl-tRNA synthetase multienzyme complex
Molecular function (GO): RNA binding; ATP binding; aspartate-tRNA ligase activity
Source: RefSeq, a predicted model, not a curated record
AUGAAUGACACAAUGUCAGCGUCCACCUCAUCUACGUCGAGAGACACCGAAGGAAGUCAUUCCACGGGGUCUGCCUCCUGGCAUUUCUCAUGGCACCGUAUUCUUCCACUGCUGAAGCGCCACGACCAUGAGGUCGAGUCAGAUGAAGAACCUGCCGAAUACCCACCCGGAAGCCAGAACCAACAGCGACGACGGCCAUCCCGGGAUGCGCGCAAAGAGGCAGCUGCUUCCAGCCACAUUUCUUCCCGAACGGGCUCGUCCCUACCGUCGCAACCGGCGCAAGAAGAGUCGUCGACGCGGCCGCGGCGGUUCAGCCCGGUGGAAGAAUCACCAGAAACAAAACAUCGAUAUGGCGAUUUACCACUCGUUCAAAGCCAGGAUAUCCAGAAGCAUACGAUGAAAACGAAUCUGAUUCCACUGCAUUGCAUCGCAGAGGAUCUGAUUGAGCACAGCAUCGCGUUCCGAGCCCGCGUGCAUACCGUUCGUCGAAUGAGUGCAAAUCUCUUAUUCCUGCUGUUCAGAAGAGAGAUCACCACGGUCCAGGGCGUGCUGUCGACCACGCCCGGGGUUUGUUCAGCGCAGAUGGUCGAGUGGGCAAGACACCUCAGCAAGGGGACCAUUGUCGAAGUGCAUGGCGUUGUGUGCCAGCCCCAGCAUCCCAUCACCGGGGCAACGUUUCCCACGAUGGAGGUCUGUGUGGAGAGGCUCUAUGCAGUGAUUCGAUGCGAGGAGAAUAUCCCGUUCAGUGUGUAUGAAGCCGAGCUGUGUCCCGAGGAGCUGAGAGGUGCUCGCGAUCACUGUCCAGUGAUCCCAGAUCAUACUCGGCUGCAGAAUCGCAUCCUGGAUCUCCGCACGCAGACGUCGCAAUCUAUCUUUCGCAUCCAGGCGGCUAUCUGCAAGCUAUUCCGGGAGUGCCUGGACCGGCAGGGGUUCCUUGAAAUCCAUACGCCGAAAUUGCAGAGUACGGCAACAGAGUCCCGGGCGAGUGUGUUCGGCGUGCAAUAUUUUGACCGUACUGCAUAUCUUGCGCAGAGUUCACAGCUUGCGAAACAGAUGGCCAUCGCAGCAGACUUUGACCGCGUGUAUGAGAUUGGCGCAGCGUUUCGUGCUGAAAAUGCCAACACCGCUGGACAUCUUACAGAGUACACUGGCCUGGAUAUCGAGAUGACUAUUGACCAUAACUAUCACGAGAUGCUGGAAAUCUUGGACUCGGUCUUGAAGAAUAUCUUUGCCGGUAUCUACCAGGACUAUCGUCGGGAAUUAGGUCUCGUUAAAACGCAGUUCCUCUGCAAGGAUCUGGUCUGGCUAGAUCGCACGCCUAUCCUCCAGUAUAAAGACGCCAUACGUCUUCUCAAUGACUCCGGCUGGUUGAAUGAGGAUAGAGCGCCUCUAUCAGAUGAUGAAGGUCUCUGUGUCCGAGAUGAAUUGCGCCUCGGAGAGCUGGUAAAAAGCCGUUACGGAACCGAUUACUACAUCCUGGACAGAUUCCCGAAAUCAGCGCGCCCAUUCUACACAAUGCCCAGUCCUCUGAAUCCCGAAUUCACGAAUUCCUUCGAUAUGUUUGUUCGAGGGCAGGAGAUUGCCUCAGGCGGGCAACGCAUCCAUGACUUCCAGAUGCUGAAACAGAGCCUGCAAGCCGCAGGUAUUCAAGAAGUAGACCUGGAAGAGUACAUGCAGGGGCUGAGAUUGGCAGCUUCACCGCACGCCGGUGCCGGAAUUGGCCUGGAGAGGCUUCUCAUGCUCGUCCUUGAUCUGAAAGACAUUCGACUCGCCUCACUCUUCCAUCGUGAUUCAAAAAGCUUUCCAGCGACGCCUUCGCGGGCUGAGCUCCGCCACCCUGGAGCGUCCACUCUGCGGCUCGCUGGACCGAAGAAAGAGGCACUGGAAACGGCACUGCCACUUCCGGCGUUGGAAGACCUUGUUGCAAACUAUGGCGACGCAGCCUCGACAUCCUGGUCCGAGGCUCGAUACCAGAUCUGGAGAGAUCCGGCCACGGGAGCUGCCAUUUCCUAUGUGCCGCUAAACGGCCGGGUGAUCAUCCCUGGAAAUCCGCUAUGUGACCCGGGCCAAAGCGAGGACACUAUUCAAAGCUUCUUGGUCUGGUUGAACCGUCAUCAUACGAAGCGCAAACCGAUCUGGAUGCUUAUCUCUGGGCAGGUCGAAGCCUUCCUAUGUGACAAGCUGGGGUGGUCAAGCUUCUCCUGCGUGGCCGAAGACCGCAUUACGCCGGCUGCCAACUCGGCUGCCUCGAUGCACCGGGAUCUGGCGCGGAAGCUGCAGCAUGUCAAACACGAGGGAGUCAGGGUCAUCAGUCUCCCCCAGGGCCAGAGUCCCGACGACGACACACGAGGUCGAAUCGACCGACGGAUCCAAGACUGGUUGCAGACCAGCAGUCACGGAGACCAAAUGCAUCUAUCGCGAAUCGAUCCCUGGCGCGAUCCGUCGCACCGGUGGUAUUUUUACGCGGUCGAUAGACAGGGCGUUGUCUGUGCGUUUGUUGGACUUGCAAUGCUCGCAACAUGGAAUGGCUGGCAAAUCAAGUACAGCUGGGACUUCCCCGACAGUCCGUCCGGGGCCAUUGAAUGGGUCAUCAACCAUGCUAUUCAGACCGCAGCCUCCAAGGUCGGGGGGAAGUCUUUCACUUUCGGGCCGGGGGCUACCGCCAGGUUGAGACCGGGCCAUGUCGCAAAGGGGAACAACAUCACUGCCCUCGAGCACACGUACCAGGCAGUGGUUGCACAGUUUCACCUUACUCGGAAAAGCGAGUUUCGAUUCAAACUUGGCGCAUCGGAAGAUCCGCUGUGGAUUGCAUAUCCCCGCGGAGCCCUUGGGUCUCGAGGCAUUCGGGCUAUUCUGGAGUUUUUCAAAGAGUAG